UUUUUUCUUCUCCACAAUCGUUUCAGAUCAUUCAAUGGCACCCAGGCGUACGCAAGCGGAGCAACCAAUGAAUGAUUGGGAGGAGUUCAGAAGAACUAUCAUGACGAUGCACGAGAAUCUGUUGGAUACGAUUCAAACUUCGUUUCGUGAGCUUGCAGAGACGAUACAUGAUCGGGAUCGGGAUCGCAACAGAGAGAGACAACAGUCGGACGAUGGAUUGUCUGAUGAAGAAGAUAACCCGUUUGCGGCUGAGAAUCACCGUAGGAAUAGAGCGCGUCCCCGUCAUCGAGAUCAUGAUGAUCGAGGUUGGGAGUUGGGCUUUAAGGUGGAAUUACCUGAGUUUCAUGGCGGUGUUCGUGGGGAAGAGCUACUUGAUUGGCUCGUGGCGGUGCAGGAGAUGUUGGAAUUCAAGCGUGUUCCUGAAGCACGCAAAGUCGCACUGGUGGCUACAAAGUUUCGGGGGAAAGCUGCGUCGUGGUGGCUUCAACUGAAAGCGACUAGAGCUCGAUUGGGGAAGAGUAACGUUGAUACAUGGGCAAAACUUGAGAAAGUGAUGCGGAAGUCGUUUCUUCCCUACAACUUUGAGAGAACUAUGUUCACUCGGUUUCAAAACAUUCGCCAGGGAGCGCGAUCGGUGGAUGAUUAUGCUGAGGAAUUUUCGUUACUGUUAACUCGUAACGAGAUACUAGACAGUGAGACCCAACUUGUCUCGAGAUUUAUUGGUGGCUUGCGUUCUCAAAUUCAAAACGCAAUGUCGCAAUUUGAUCCUCUCACGGUGGCGGAGGCUCAUCGUCGAGCUGUUGCCUUCGCGGCUCAGUUUAAGUCGAACUCUUCAACAUGGAACUCCUCAACGCGUGCUCGUCAAGUAACUGGUGCUACGGACGGAAAUCAACAGGCUUCUUUACCAAAAAGCGACACCGGAGCCGGGAAAGGAGAACCUUUUGGCAAAACACCUGUUGCUACGGAGGAUCUUCGUCGCUCAACGAGACCAAACGCACUGCGUUGCUAUACUUGUGGGGAGCUAGGGCACAGACAAACUGCCUGUCCCAAUGCUAAUCGUCGUGGUCUGCUGGCGGAAGAAACCAAGUGGGACGAGGAGCAUGAUGAGGAUGAUGACGAGGUGAUUGAGGAAAUAUUAGAUGAUCACAAUACAGGGGAUAAGGGCACAUUACUGAUGCUAAGGCGUAUUUGUUUGGCACCAAUACGACAUAAUGACCAACCGUGGUUGCGCAACAACAUUUUCUCGUCUACCUGCACCAUCAACGGCAGAGUGUGUAGCUUUGUCAUAGAUUCGGGAAGCUGCAGGAAUGUGAUCUCCGAAAGCGCAGUUUUAAAACUUGGUCUGCGCCGUUCAAAUCACCCUGCUCCUUAUAAGUUGGUAUGGCUUCAAGAGGGUAUUGACAUUCGAGUAGUCCACCGCGUGUUAGUUUCUUUGUCGAUUGGAGAAUACUACAAGGACAAGAUAUACUGUGAUGUCGUCCCUAUGGAUGUCAGUCAUAUACUGCUGGGUCGUCCCUGGCAAUACGAUCGUGAGGUGAUGCAUAACGGCCGCACCAAUGAAUACAGUUUCUUCUUCGAAAAACGCCGCAUUGUUCUCCUUCCUACUCGCGAAAGCCCUGCCGUACCCGCUGUACAGGACUCGAGUGUUCCCGCUCACUUACGAGAAGGAACGGGAUCGAGCAAUCCGGUUUUGUUCUGCUCUUAUGCAUCAUUUGCAGAGGAGUUUCGUCAGGAACAAGUCAUGUAUGCAUUGCUCACAAUGCCGAAGGCAGAACCAGCACCACACACUGUUGACCCAGCGAUUGCAAAACUCUUGUCAGAGUUCGAUGAUGUCUUUCCCACAGAGCUACCAUUAGGCCUCCCGCCUCUCAGGGAUAUCCAGCAUCACAUUGACUUAGUGCCAGGGGCUACACUGCCCAAUCGUCCUCACUACCGCAUGAGUCCCCAAGAACACGAGGAGUUACGCAAGCAAGUGGAGGAGUUGCUGGCUAAGGGUCAUGUUCGCGAGAGUCUUAGCCCUUGUGCAGUACCUGCCUUACUAAUUCCUAAAAAGGAUGGUUCAUGGCGCAUGUGCGUCGACAGUAGAGCUAUCAACAAGAUUACAGUGAGGUACAGAUUUCCGAUUCCGAGGCUCGAUGAUUUGCUGGAUCAGAUUGGCUCGGCUACAAUCUUCUCUAAACUGGAUCUUAAGAGUGGUUACCAUCAGAUUCGUAUCCGACCGGGCGAUGAAUGGAAGACUGCCUUCAAGACUCGUGAGGGACUUUUUGAGUGGCUAGUAAUGCCUUUUGGAUUGUCCAAUGCGCCAAGUACCUUCAUGCGAAUCAUGAAUCAGGCGUUGCGUCCGUUCAUUGGUCGUUUUGUAGUCGUCUACUUCGACGACAUUCUGAUCUUUAGCAGCUCGCUAGAGGAACACAUUGACCAUCUGCGACAAGUGCUUGCGGUGCUUUGCAGAGAGACUCUUUUUGUCGCAAGACAGAAGUGUGAGUGGGGCGUAAAGCGCGUCCUUUUUCUUGGCUAUGUUGUUUCGACAGAAGGGUUGUCGAUGGAUGAGAGCAAAGUGGAGGCAAUACGAUAAUGGCCUGCGCCUAAGACAAUAUCGGAGGUCCGUAGUUUCCAUGGAC
Messenger RNA from Brassica rapa (field mustard), 2621 nucleotides. RefSeq lists its product as uncharacterized. The record is from RefSeq and is a predicted model, not a curated record. Gene Ontology annotation, molecular function: nucleic acid binding; zinc ion binding. NCBI's taxonomy places the organism in Eukaryota, Viridiplantae, Streptophyta, Magnoliopsida, Brassicales, Brassicaceae.